Gracilinanus agilis (Agile Gracile Mouse Opossum) is the source of this 1771-nucleotide messenger RNA. It is a transcript of the gene SOCS7, whose product is annotated as suppressor of cytokine signaling 7. The record is from RefSeq and is a predicted model, not a curated record. The annotation marks the transcript as partial. The transcript is spliced from 10 exons. Gene Ontology annotation, biological process: intracellular signal transduction; phosphatidylinositol phosphate biosynthetic process. Gene Ontology annotation, molecular function: 1-phosphatidylinositol-3-kinase regulator activity. Gene Ontology annotation, cellular component: phosphatidylinositol 3-kinase complex. Lineage: Eukaryota; Metazoa; Chordata; Mammalia; Didelphimorphia; Didelphidae.
GGCCCGGCGGCAGCAGCUGCAGCCGCCGCAGGACUGGAGGCCCACCUGGCGGCGCUGGGGCUGGGGCCAGCCGGCAAGGGCCCGGGACCCGCUGGGGGCAGCUGUCCAUGCGCCCCGCAGCCGUCCGCCCCGCAACCCCAGCCGCCCGCCGCGGCCCCGCAGUCCGGCGAGGACCCAACGGAGACGAGCGACGCGCUACUGGUGCUGGAGGCGCUGGAGUCGGAGGCCGAGAGCCUGGAAACCAACAGCUGCUCGGAAGAGGAGCUCAGCAGCCCGGGCCCGGGGGCUGGCGGAGGAGGAGGCGUCGGCCGCCACGCGUCACUGCAGCCCCUGACCCCCGAGCUGCUGCCCGCGCCCUUCCCGCUGCAAGACCUGGUGCCCCCGGGGCGACCCUCCAGAGUGGAACCCCAGCCGCCCCCGCAACAGCAGCAGCCCGCUGCGCCGCUCCGGCCGCCCCUGGGCACCUCUCGCAAGGGCUCGCUUAGAAUACGCCUCAGUCGCCUCUUCCGCACGAAGAGCUGUAACGGGGCCUCGGCCGGCGGGGAUGUGGCCGGCAAGAGGCCUCCCGGGGAGCUAGCUGCCUCCUCUGUGAGUCUGACCGACGUGGGAGGCCCCAGGGCCGGGGAGUCUGAGGCGGCGAGGAAACCCAGGUUGACAAGAACUCAAAGUGCCUUUUCUCCGGUCUCCUUCAGCCCCUUCUUCACAGGUGAAACGGUGUCACUUGUGGACGUGGACAUUUCUCAGCGAGGUCUGACCUCUCCACAUCCUCCAACUCCCCCUCCUCCUCCACGAAGAAGCCUCAGCCUCCUAGAUGAUAUCAGUGGGACGCUGCCUACAUCUGUCCUAGUGGCUCCGAUGGGGUCUUCCCUGCAGUCUUUUCCCUUGCCUCCACCUCCUCCGCCCCAUGCCCCAGAUGCAUUUCCCCGGAUUGUACCCAUCCGAGCUACUGAAUCCCUACAUAACCAACCCACCCAGCACCUUCAAUGUCCUCUCUACCGACCUGACUCUAGCAGCUUUGCAGCUAGCCUUCGGGAAUUGGAGAAGUGUGGUUGGUAUUGGGGGCCUAUGAAUUGGGAAGAUGCUGAAAUGAAGCUGAAGGGGAAGCCAGAUGGCUCCUUCCUGGUACGGGACAGCUCUGAUCCCCGAUAUAUCCUGAGCCUCAGCUUCCGAUCCCAGGGAAUCACACACCAUACCAGAAUGGAGCACUACAGAGGAACUUUCAGCCUCUGGUGUCACCCCAAGUUUGAGGACCGUUGCCAGUCAGUGGUGGAAUUUAUCAAGAGAGCCAUUAUGCACUCUAAGAAUGGGAAAUUUCUCUAUUUCUUAAGGUCAAGAGUUCCAGGGCUCCCACCAACUCCAGUCCAGCUUCUCUAUCCUGUGUCCAGAUUCAGCAAUGUCAAAUCUCUCCAGCAUCUUUGCCGCUUUCGGAUCCGACAGCUUGUCCGAAUAGAUCACAUCCCAGAUCUUCCUUUGCCGAAGCCUCUGAUCUCUUACAUCAGAAAGUUCUACUACUAUGAUCCUCAAGAAGAAGUAUACCUGUCCUUGAAGGAAGCCCAGCUCAUUUCAAAACAGAAGCCGGAGGUGGAGCCCUCUACGUAGCGAGGGGCCCCCAUGACAGUUGUGUUGCUGUCAGGUAUUUUGGUUGCCAAGCUCCAGUUGCAAAGAACCAAAUGAAGCUACAUGGUUGGUAAGGGAAGAGAAGAGCAAAUGGGAAGGAGGAACAGUUUGAACUUUCUGUACAAAAUGUCUGACUCCCAGAUAAGGCACAGAA